AUGAAGUGUCAUCACGAUGCAAUAGAGAAAAGGAGGGACAGUAUCCAGAUUGCUGCUCAGCUUCUUGGUAAAUCCAAAAAGAUUCUAGAGAUCCUCGAAGAUCGCCAACUUCCAAAUUUAGAUUUAGACUCGAUGGCCUAUAUCAAUAAGUGGCUAGCUUUGCCAAAUAGUCAAAUACCUAACCGUUGUACUUCUUCAACCAGAGUUCAGCUUACUUCUUCAAGAUCUAGUGAAUUGCACAUGGUCCUCAAGGAAUGGUUGGAUUGUCUUCAACCAUGGCCAACAAUGAAGAUUCCACCGCCACUUCCAAAUUGUCUUCAAUAUAUAAAUCCAUGGUCGCCGAUCGGAAUGAGGUGGACCGUGGAUGAACCCGAACCCAACAAACAAACAACGACUUCCAAUAUCAACCAUAACUCAAACAUUCAAGCUAAUUCUGAUUAUUUACCUGCAAGCAUCAUGAUGGAACCCAUGGAUGUCAUGCCAUGGGUCGGGCUGUAUAUUUGUGCAGCAUCUUUAUUCUGUACUCUUGCAAUGGCAGCAGACGUAUUUAAUGGCUUUAUUAUAGGGAAACUGUGGUUUCCAUGCAGGUUUUUCACAAUCAAUGCGGUUUCUAUCACGGUGAUUGCCAUAGCAAUGAAGCUACCAGUAGAUCUAAGCGCAAACACGGAGGAUGACAGUAAUGCGAGGUUUGUCAGCAUUUUGUUCUUGGUCACCAUGGUAGCCAAUUUCCUUCCUUCUUUGGGGCUUAUGGGUGACAAAGAACUUCUCAUUAACAUAAUUGCCUUGGGUAUUCUAUUAAUCACCAUACUUGUUAAUAUAUGGAUCCUAGCUUUUUCAUGGGCGAUGAGGAGUUUUGCUGCAGGUAUAUUCAUAUUACCUUGUCUGUUGGCAUUUCCGGUAGCUUUGACAGUUCCAGCAAACAGAAGAAACUUUGAACUACAAUACAAGGAGUUGCGCGGUUUGGCUUCAAGUCACGAGGAGAUUAAUUUUUCUUACCAGGAGCUUGUUAUUUAUGUUAAAAUGUAUUGGAUGAUGGCAGAGACGGGUAACCCCCAAUUUGUGAUAGCUUGUUCGCAGAUUUCUUCUACUUUGGGGGUUUUAUGUUUAGCCACCACCACAGGUGCCAUCUCUCUGUUUUCUUAUGUACGAUAUAUUGAUGGAUCAUCUGAUUAUAAGUGGUCAAUUAAGAUUAUUUAUUCUAUGCAAUUAGUUGGAGUUUUGGUAGGUGGUUUAGCACCAAUUUUUAGAUGUUUCACGAUCAUCAGUUAUUUCAAGCCCUCUAAGAAAUGGAGCAAGAACCAUCUAAACGUGUUUAAAGUUGAGAAACAUUGGAUAGAAAGACUUGAGCAGUGGAAGCGCAUAUAUGUCCGUUCACAUAUUCCAGGUCGUCAUUGCAAAAAGGUUUUCCAUAUGGUCAAAAACAUGAUUUUGAACAUUUGUAUUGCACUUCAAAUAGUGGUUGCAGUCAUAUGUAAAACAGUGUGCCUUGUUCCUAGAUGUUUCCUGAUCUUAUUUUCUUGUUGUUGGUACUUCUGUAAAUCUUUAAUGAAAAGGUUUAAAUGGGGAUCAAAAGCAUCCAGGGACUAUGUACCUAAAGAAGAGGUUGAAAAAUAUAGUAAGUAUGUUCUGCUAGCUGAAGAAGCGGCGGAGCUUUCAGAGAGAAUAUUGACAAAUAUACUUGAAUCUAUAAGUAAACUUAUUAAAGUAUCUACAGAGACAGAGCCAAGAAAUCUUAUGAAGCUUCUGGAUUAUUCCAUAGGAUUUAAUGGAAUAGUAGAGUUCGAUGAUGAUGAAGUCCCACCUCUAUAUCCUGAUGAAACCCAGAAUUGUUGGAGCCUAGUAGCGGUAACGUUAACGACUAUCGCAAUUGCACUUCCUGGCAUUUCAAAUAGCCAUGUCAAAGAAUUACUUGCUAGUAUGCGGGAAGGACUCCAAAUCGUAAGAAAUAUUGAAGAAACCCUCAAUGAAAAUGCUGACUUGGUAGAUGCGAGAAAAGCAGCUAGACGUUUGUGGACAGAAGUUGAGUUAUACAACAAGUGGCUACAUAUUGAUCUUCAAAAGAAGUUUAGCAAGUCAAAAUCAACAAAACAGAUUCUUCAAUGGUUGGGUGAUGAAGCAGUCAAAAAUGUGAUAGAGUUUAAGAGCUUCAAAAACGGAAGUUUGAACCACUCUGUUCAUAAUUUUAUUGCUUCCAGUUCCAUGUAUAGAAUUAGUCAAACCAUACUACUCCACUGCAGGAAGCAAGAAAAUUGGCCAAAUGAUGCGGAACUUUUUGAGUGGAUAUCAACAAUAAUUGCAGAUCUAUUCUGUGCUUGCUUUACCAACUUACCACGUGUCAUAAAAAUAAAGUGUCAUCACGAUGCAAUAGAGAAAAGGAGGGACAGUAUCCAGAUUGCUGCUCAGCUUCUUGGUAAAUCCAAAAAGAUUCUAGAGAUCCUCGAAGAUCGCCAACUUCCAAAUUUAGAUUUAGACUCGAUGGCCUAUAUCAAUAAGUGGCGUGCUUUGCCAAAUAGUCAGACAAUUAGACGUUGUACUUCUUCAACCAAAGUCCAACUUACUUCUUCGAGUGAAUUGCUCAUGGUAACUGUCGUGUAA
This is a messenger RNA of Erigeron canadensis, 2595 nucleotides long. RefSeq lists its product as uncharacterized. The record is from RefSeq and is a predicted model, not a curated record. Bases 1 to 2595 code for a protein of 864 amino acids. The transcript has 3 exons. NCBI's taxonomy places the organism in Eukaryota, Viridiplantae, Streptophyta, Magnoliopsida, Asterales, Asteraceae.